Messenger RNA from Amoebophrya sp. A25, 845 nucleotides. Lineage: Eukaryota; Dinophyceae; Syndiniales; Amoebophryaceae. The record is from the annotation of a GenBank genome assembly.
CACAUCAACUAUAGUUUUACUCACAACAACGGUCAUCACGAAGCGGACACGAAUCAAGACCGCAACAACCGUAACAACUACAAUUCUCAACAAGGUCAAGGCUAUUCCUACACGAACGAGGUUCAAGAAGACUAUUAUUCUUCCUGUGAAGCCUACAACUAUGACAAUAACAAGAGCAAGUCGUCGUGCUCUUACAACAAUGAUGUACAUGUACAACAAGCCUAUAGUGAUUCAUCAAACAUAAAGAAUAUUCAUACUGGCAGCUCGUCGGGCGAGGUAGUGCAACGCUUGCGUUCGAAUGUUGAGCACCUUGUUGAGCAGUGUGACUCCUACCCUUAAGGGCUUCCGCUCAAGCAUCCUCGGCGUCAUCCGUGGCCCUUUUUCCACUUGAAAAAGGGGCCAACGAUGCACUCAGGGAUGGCAUCGCGAAGCUAGCUCUAAUACCCAGAACAUCAAAAUGUUGGAGAGAAGAGAAGCUUGCUAUUGGAGAGUCUAGCAGUGCUGUUUGAAAUGCGACCCCAUGUGAUGGAAGCUUUCUUGACUACGAUGCACCAUAAAAGUAGCACGCUGGAAGUAGAGCAGCAGAGGGAUCAAUCGAGCGACAAGAGCUACAAGGUGACAAGAACCGACAGCUUCUGCGAGGGCCACAACGCUGGAACCAGAAAGGUGGAAACGAGUGGUCGCACUACGAGAAGCAGUUGUCCGCAACAGCAGAAUGCUUCACCAUCUUCUCUUCAAAAAGAAUAUCUACUUUGUGGUGAUAUUACAACAAGUGUGCCUGCUAGAAGUGAUUACCAGUUGUACCAGCAGGAUUUUGAAAAUGCCAAAGUUAAACGUGCGGUCCC